Rhopilema esculentum is the source of this 2092-nucleotide messenger RNA. Its product is annotated as lysophosphatidylserine lipase ABHD12. Gene Ontology annotation, molecular function: monoacylglycerol lipase activity; phosphatidylcholine lysophospholipase A1 activity. Gene Ontology annotation, cellular component: endoplasmic reticulum membrane. The record is from RefSeq and is a predicted model, not a curated record. Lineage: Eukaryota; Metazoa; Cnidaria; Scyphozoa; Rhizostomeae; Rhizostomatidae. Gene Ontology annotation, biological process: monoacylglycerol catabolic process; phosphatidylserine catabolic process.
GCCUCUUAGCCUCGUUAUCGUUCUUUAGGCCUAAACGAAUUGCAGCUUUUGGAGGUGUGUCUCGAUAGCCUGACUCUGAUCAUCCUGAAAAUGGCCGAAGCCUUAACAGAUGAGGAUGUGACAAAAAGUGAAUCAAGCUUGAGACAAAUCUUGGUGUCAUCAUUGAAGUACAGUGUCAUUACAGUGUUUUCUCUUUAUGUCUUUUUUGGCUCACUGAUGUGUGUUUCCAAAGAUUUCAGGAAUACUGUUUUGUUUCUACACAUAAUAAAUGUACCAUUAUUUGCCAAUUUUUCAAGACCAGAAAAUUAUGGAUUGGAAAAUGCCAAAAACUUUUAUUUUGAUGGUGAGGCUGGUAGACUCGGGGCAUGGUUUGUUUCACCAAAGCAUGAUAAUAUAAAAGGGAUGAUCUUAUAUCUUCACGGAAAUGGCGGAACCAGAGCAACAUCCCACAGAGUUGGACUAUACAAGAGGUUGUCGGAGCUUGGAUAUCAAAUACUUGUGAUUGACUACAGAGGUUUUGGCGAUUCGGAUGGCCAUCCAACAGAGAAAGGUGUUGUUAACGACAGCAAAGUUGCUUGGAAUUGGUUGAAAGACAAGGCUUCGGACUUGAAGCUUCCUGCUCUUAUAUGGGGACACUCAUUAGGGUCUGGAGUUGCAAUUCAACUUUCCAAGUUUCUUUGUGAGCAAGACUCACCGCCAGAUGGUUUAGUUCUGGAGGCCCCUUUCAACAGUGUCUACGAUGCUGCCAAAAGCCACCCGUUUGCCAAGCCGUAUUCGCUGCUUCCUUUUUACGAUGAAUUUAUGAUCCAAGAACUAAAGUAUGCAUUCAUGAACGACUAUUGGAUUCAAAAUGUGACGUCACCGAUUUUAAUCUUACAUGACAAAUCCGAUGAUAUUGUGCCAUACCAACUAGGACACAAGUUGUGUCUGGCUGCGCAAAAGUGCUCACUGAAUGUUGAAUGCGUCGAUAUUGAAGAAAAUCUUAGCCAUAAAUACAUUUAUAAGUCAAAGAAGCUUGAAGAAAUACUGAAGAAUUUCGAGAUCAAGACAAAAAAGCUGUGAGUUAAUCUGGCAUCAUUAAAAAAGCAGGCAAGGGUGUUCAAAAUGCAUAGCUUGCGUCGUUUCUGCGUGGUUUUGUUUGGUAAACAGUUACUGUGUUAUUACGAGAUCUACGUUGUUAUUCCUCUUUAAAAUCAGCUUUGAACUUAUGUAGUUAUCUUCCCAAUGGAUAUGCAUGACAAGAAAGGCUCUGAAUGCAAGAGAACGGCCGCCUGAUUGUUUCUUGUGACUUGACGUAUAGAAAUUGAGUGAGUGACGUCCUUACAUUUUGACAUCAGUUUAACAAACAUUUCUUACAGAUUUCUUAGGGGUCGAACGUUCAUUAGACAUCGAUGCAAGACAAUUUUUGGUGCAUUAAUAGUCCCUGCCAGUAAUUAUUAAUGGUUGAAUUAUGAAUGCGCAAUUUCUCUUGCAUUUCAAGAUGGAUACAAAGGUUAGAGAGAAAUAUUUUGCAAGAUCUCCUGAAUUAAAACAAAAAUGACACCCAGAAAUAUGUUAGCUUCUUGUUGAAGCUUUAUUUGACUGUGUCCUUCCUGUUCAAAAUGACAGAGGAAUCGUCUCCUUUCUAUAAUAUUGCAUAUUUGGAAAAAUAAUGAAUAGUUUUUCAAAGGGAUUGGUGUAGUUUUCAUAAAUUACCAAUGGCCUAGAUUUCAGCUAGCUAUUUCUUAGUUCAAGAUGAUAUCUUUCCAAACAACGAGAAGGAAGAUUUUUCUAUUCAAUGAAUUCCAAGUGGCAGAGGUUGCAAAUUUUUGAGAAAUAUUUAAUUACCAAAAUGCAUCUAGACAGCACAAAAAUCUCUCAAAUUUCUUGAAUGUAGAUGUAUAUUUUUAGUUGCUAAGUGAUGCUUGUGACUUUCAUUAAAACUGUAAUUGCUCUUCCUUCUUUCUUUCCUGGUUCUGGUUUCAUUUUCUCUUCAAUUUUUCAAUUCCAUUUUUGAUGUCAGAAAUAGAUUUUUAAAUUGUUCAUUUUUGAUGGAAGCAUAGUAGAGGCUCUGUUUUGUAAGGUAGUUCAUGAUCAUGAUAAUAUUAUCGAA